CCAAAAAUGGCUUCGUCGGGUCGGCUUACGCGCAUACUUUGCAGCCUACAGAUACAUGCCAUCUCUAGUAACUCGGGGGCAAAACUUGCAUGUUCUACAUUGCAACAGACGAAAAGAAACUAUUCUGCUUCCGAUACGUAAGCACAAAAUAUGCAACUAUACGAGUAAUAAGUUUUAUGUUGAGAUGCAAUCGAGUCAAUAAUGGCUGAUGUAGCCAACCAAUGUUUGAAUGUAGGCUAUAGUAUAGUAUUAGUAUAGUCUAGUAUAGUCCUUAUGCUAGUAUAAUAUUCAUGCCGUAUUUCAAUAAUUGUGACAGAGAGAAGUCCGUUAAAGUACUAAGGACCACUUUGAAGCACCAAAUUUAACAAGGUUAUUGAAAAGGUCGCAUUGAUUAAGUAUCAAAAUAGGCUAUAGUAAUAAUUGUAAAAUAGUAUGCAUUCUGUAGAAUUUUGUAGGCUAAUUUUAAAUUAAUGUAUGAGUAUGUCAAUGAGUUUAAGUCUAUCUCUAUUCUUGAAACAGAGCUAUUUAUUAUGGAUUUUCUAUUUCUGUGCCGAGAAGAUAGAGCCCUUGCCUUUUCACGAGCCUAAAUAAGUCCUAACAAGCAUUUAAAUGAGAUUUAAUGUGAAAAACUGCAUAAAGUAUUCCACUUAGGCUAGUGACUUAGACUAGGGGUGGUUAUGCUUAGUGGCAUGAUUCAAAGCUUAGUUCCUAUAUUUUUUAAGUGUUUAUCGAGGUCUCAUGGUGAACACAAAAAAAUGAUAUAGAAUGACAGAACAAUUACAAACAAUCAAUGGAAGCCAGCAUUAAAAUGGCCAGAUGAGCUAGCAUUGUGAGAAACAAUGCGAUUAGCUGGUUUGAAGUCAAGCUAGGCAAUCUCGAAACUUGUAUUGGACUCAUUGGACAGAUAGCUCUUCCCUUCAACUUCUUCCCCAUUUAACUCUUGACUUGAUAGACCAGCCCAGUCUUCUCAAGAGGGUUGCUGUACCAAUUUCAUUUUUCAAGGGCCCAAUGCCAAUAAUUUCAAUAUUACCUAAUAAUAAUGUAAUAAUUGAUGUUAUGUACCAUUAUGGCAAGUUAUGGUUAUAGAAAUUAAACAUUUGUUAAUAAUAUACAAAACAAUAUGUAACAAAAGACAACUCACAGUAUGCAAAGAAAAAUGAUACCAAAGCUAGUGAUUCUUAUAUGUAAUUUAUUCAUACUCAUGAAUUUCUAUACAAAUAAAAAUUUAAGUACAGAAGCAAAAAGUGUAUCAACUUAUAGCAAGUGGAAAAAAAGGUACAAUCCUCAAAAUAGAAAUAUUAAUUCAUACACACAAUAAUAUAAACAUCUAUAAUAUAAGUCUUGCUAAGUCCAUCCCUAAGUAAGUCUCAGUAAGUUUAUGCCUCAGAAAGUCUAUCUGCUCAGAAACCUGGUGGGCUUUAAAUAUUAAUUAAAUCCAAACAUUCUAGUACAGAAAAUCAAAAUAUCGCCUUACCUAUUCCCUAUUCUUGAGAACAAAUUGGAACGCAUUAGAAUGUAAACAACCUUUUUGCCAGCCAAGACAGGGGGGGGGCGGGUAUGGGAUGAAGUCCUUCUCCCUUCUAUAUUUUGAGGGCCCACAAAUCAUGUAUUGAUCAUUCUGGCUCCUAUAAUACAUGACAUAGUAAGUUGACAAUCCAUCCUCUUGGUGAAGUCUAUUUCAAGGCCAUUCUACUUGCAGAAAGUUGUGGUGGCUAAAAAUAACACUGUUUAGUUUAAAAAUAAGGCAAGCCCUACAACUGUACAAGGCUACAUAUAAAAAAAAAGUGACCUAAAAUAAAUUGAACUAUAUUAAUUACUACGUGGACAAGCCUCACCAAUCAAUCAUUAUAAAAGCGAAUUCUAAAUGUUUUUAAAGAGUGACUAAUUCUGUCUCUGCUUAUUCAGGGGUGGGGGGGGGGUGGGGGGUGGGGAUUAAUAGGCCUUCAUACUUUUUGUCAGUUUAUUAUAUUUUAUUUUUUCUGAGAAAUUAUUUGUCUUAAGCUUCAUCAAUUUUAAAAAUUAAAUGAUAAAUUUAAUUAUGCCAAAGGUUGAUUGGGUCACUCUGAACAUACACUUAAACCUUACUCCUGUUACUGGUACCUAAUAUUAUUAACAAUAUCAUUACCGUACAUACUAAGCAUUACAAUGUGUUAUAUUACCUUGAUAUAGAAUUUUUAAUGGGUAACAAAACAUAUUGAUGGCCUAUCUCACAAACACGGUAGUUUUACAGUAGUUCUCCCUUUUACUCCCCAGCACACAAAACCAAUAUGACCUGGUCAUUGUCGGAGGAGGUAUUGUGGGGACAGCAACAGCUCAAGAAUUGGCUACUCGCCACCCACAAUUAAAGUUGGCCAUACUGGAAAAAGAGAAUGAUCUUGGUUUGCUAAUAUUAAGUUCUUUUUUAUAAUAGUCUUUCAAUGACUGUUUUCCUGUUAUGGUUGUGCAUUGUCAAACACCUUAUAUGUGAACUUUUUUUUUUUUUUUUUACGUUGGUAUUGUGGGAGUCUAGCUUUGCUGUUACUCUCUAAAUGUUUGAAUUUUUUAUAAUAGUCUUUCAAUGACUGUUUUCCUGUUAUGGUUGUGCAUUGUCAAACACCUUAUAUGUGAACUUUUUUUUUUUUUUUUUUACGUUGGUAUUGUGGGAGUCUAGCUUUGCUGUUACUCUCUAAAUGUUUGAGUCAACUCUUUAAAAUUUUACUGGAAACAAUUAAAUAAUAUCAAGGUAACAAAAAAAUUAUUGAAACAUCAUAACCCAUUUUGAACAAUUCUGACAUGUGUUUAGAGAGCUUAUGCGCAACCAUGAUUUAACUCAGGCCAAGUUUGCUGCUGUCUUCCGAAUUUGGAGGUUGAGAUUAUUUUGAUUUUCAGGAUUUUCUCCUCAUUGGCCAGUUACGUCACAAAUAUUUGAUAUCAGACAGGGGUUAUUUUCAUUAUCAGUUGAAAUUGGAAGCAUUUUAAUGAAUCCGCAAAACACAAUUUUAAAAAUCAUUUAUUUAUUUGUCUUUAACUUGAUAAAAGUCUAUUUUAUUGUUAACCUAGCAACAGCAUUUUAGAAUUGUAUUUUAAGGCAGAGUUUGAUUGGCAGUACAUUUUAGAUAAAAUUUAGUUUUAAUUACCAUAGAUUUUCAGCUUAUUUAUAGAUUUUCAGCUUAUUUAUAGAUUUUCAGCUUCUUUAACCUUUGUUUCAAAGAAUUAUAUCAUAUUGGCAACAACAACAAAAAAUUACAAUUAAACUAAUUAAACAAAUUAAACAUAAAAUGUCUAAUCUUAUAAAAUUUGCACACAAAACUUCAUACUGCGUACUAAUGCAUAUUAAGUGUGCAAUAAAACUAACUAUAAAACAAUGAUAGAAAGGGAUAUUUACACAAUGAUUACCUUUAAAUAUAUAUUUAGUAUGUACAGUACAUGAUUUAAACUGGAAAAGAAAUAUUAAAUAUUGAGUAGUAAUGAGUAUUGUGGAUGGAGAUUUAAUAGCACCAUUACUUUUUUAAUGCAACUAAGCAAGUAGCUGUUAUUGCGAGGUCCUCCUAUAUACAUCCUAUACGCUUUAGUGAACUUCCAUCUUUUCAACACACAAGUCAUUAGUUGUUACAGUGAAGUUAAUUCUCUAUAAUGAAGAGAUAUGUGACUUUUUCAGAGCAAGUGUUUCAUUCAAUCAAUAUCUUAAAAAAUCAAUCUGUCAAACUGUUGUCUCCUAGAUUGCUAAGAACAUUUCAAACAUUCAAGUUCAAGAUUUAUAUUUUUUUAAAUAAAUUCUUUUGCAAAGCAUACUUUUCUUUUUUAGCUGGUCAUCAGAGUGGCCACAAUAGUGGUGUUAUCCAUGCUGGCAUCUAUUAUGUCCCUGGGUCACUCAAAGCUAAACUCUGUGUAAAAGGCAUGGAAAUGGCCUAUAAAUAUUGUGACAAACACCAAAUUCCAUAUAAAAAAUGUGGCAAGGUCAGUUGGCAUUAUACUUUAACUAUUUGUCUGCUGGCAUUUUUCUAUACUGUCAGAUUGCAUUUUACCAUACUUUAUAAGCAGUUUGCAUUUUACAAUAACUUUUUUCACUAUCUUUCUUGGAAAUUCGUCAUCUUUGAUAGUUGAUAUUUUGUGUUUCAGCUUAUAGUGGCUACUGAACCAGAGGAAUUGCCCAGGCUAGAUGUUCUAAUGGAAAGGGGGCUAAAAAAUAAUGUCAGAGACAUUCGCAUGGUUGGGCCAGAACAAAUCAAAGAAAUUGAGCCAAACUGUGUGGUAAGGCACUUAAAAUAUUGUAUCUGAUCUGCUUUCUUCAAAUGUUCUAAACCUUGAACAGUCAAAACAAUACAACAUUAUGGUAAAGUGUUUGUGUGUGUGUCAAGGUGAGUGGGGUAGGUGGGAUGUUACCCUGAUAUAGGAUACGUAUGAUAAAGUUGCCAUAAUGAAUUGUUUGAGAAAUAAAAAAAACUAUUCUGUAUUUUCAUAUCUACAUAGAGUAACCUCAAAAUUUGGAAUUUAGUGUCAAAUAUUGACCCCAGUAAAUUAAGGUACCCCGGUACUAAAUUUUAUUCUUUAUAAUAAAGAAAUUAAAUCACAAGAUUUAUAUUUAUGUUUAUUCCUCCUGAUGAGAAAUAAUUGGAUUGGGCUCAUUGGAAAUACUUGGACCAGGCUAAAUGCUAAUUUGAGUUUUAUUUUCAUACACAGCAUUCCUAGUAUUGUUAAGAAUUAAUUUGACGAUGAAUGACUGACAUAUUAAUCUCAGGAUUUUAAUAUUUGGGAAAGUACAAAUGUGGUUAUUUAAAGGGUAUUGUUAACACGCAUAGAUGUUGAGAUUUUAAAAGCUCCUUAAAUCAACAAAAUAUUUCAUAAAUGUAUGUCUCAGGGUCUCAAAGCCAUCCACUCUCCACACACUGGUAUUGUUGACUGGGGACUAGUAACCAAAUACUAUGGCAAAGAAUUUGAGAAGCGUGGUGGUAAAAUAUACACAAAUUAUAAAGUGGACAAAUUCAUCAAUAAGACUGAAAGUAAAGAGGGCAGCACUGGAGGUCUAACCAACACUGUAGAAAUACAUGGAAGUAGUCCACAGGUAAAAUUAAUUAUUUUAAUUGUGGUCUAGAAGUAGCAUCAAAAAAUCUUGAGUGUAAUAUGCACAUCUUUUUUCUAUUACUUGGACAAAAAUAAGGGUUUGUGUUGUAAAAAUAUUUUCUUACCCAAAAUUAAUCAUAGAAGUGUUUUGAUUUACUUAUGGUUUAAUUUUAUUUUUAUGGUUUUGUUAGUCAAGUUUUUCUGUAAAUCUUUACUUUAGCAUUGUUUCCAUUGUACUUUCAAUUUUGUAAAUUCUUUAGAAUCCUGUGGUCAGUUGCCGUUACGUUGUAACCUGUGGUGGACUGCACUCUGACCGUCUCGCUGAAAAAUCAGGAUGUAACCCUGAGCCGAAAAUUGUACCAUUCAGGGGAGAGUAUUUGCUGUUGGCCAGAGACAAAUGUAACUUGGUUAAUGGCAAUAUUUAUCCCGUAAGUUUUGGUCUAGAUAUUUUAAGGUUUUAUUUGCACUUGGUUUCAGCUAUAAAUUGUUUGUUUACAUGUUUUAAUUUUAUAAAAAAUAAGCAGCAAAUUAAAAUAAGUGUAAAAUUUAUUUCAACUUUUAUUUAUUACCCUAUCAGCUAGAGGGUGGUUGUUUAAAUUUUUCUCUUGGUACAGUGAUCAAAUUAUUUAUUUAAACAUAGAUAGUCCAAUUUUGAAUUGAAAAUAAUGGAAACGCAUUUUUGUUGAAAGUCAUCUGAUAUUUAUUCAACUUAAGAUUUGCUACAAAAUCUUCAAUUCACAAAUUCAAAUAAUAAUCAAUAAGACUUUAAUUCUACUUCCCCAAAAAAUAUUUCCUUUAUCUCUGCUAAGGUUUUGGAUGUUUUUUUCUAUGUCCAAUUAAAAUUAAAUACCAUUGCAAUUUUUUUAAAUAUGGUUUGUAUUCCAGUUAAAAAGCUACUGUUUGCGCAAUGUUCUUUACACUACUUAAAAUCCUUUUUAUCUUGUUUUAUUUGAAGGUUCCAGAUCCUAGAUUCCCCUUCUUGGGUGUGCACUUCACACCUCGAAUGGAUGGCAGCGUAUGGCUUGGGCCUAAUGCUGUUUUGGCCUUCAAAAGAGAAGGUUAUGGAUAUACACAGUUUAGUUUGUCUGAUUUUAUGGAUGCUGUCAGCUUUAGGUAAUUGGAAAUAAACAAAAAUUGUUUAUGGGCUAUUUUCAAAUUACCGGGGUAUUGUAAAACAGAGUAGCUUGCCCAUGGUUACCGCCUAAUUUUACCAAGUUGGGUUGGUUCCAAGAUCAUAUUUGUUGUUUCUAAACUCGAUUCCAGUAAGUUGAGUAGGGUUAAUCAAAACAGACCCAAUAAUAUAGUUUUUAAAAUAAAAUUUAUACUUUUACUCUGAAUAAUUUCUUUCCUCUCUAUUCACGGUGACGUCAUCUGAUCCAUAUUCACUUAGCCAAACCAUGAAAACCACAAAUUAUAUGAAAGGGGAAAUGAUAUUCACCAAUCCAUUUGCUCUUUUCUCUCCAAAAAUAAAUAUUUUUUUUUUCCUUCGUGAACGUAUCCUAUGGUAAUGGGUUCAUUAUUUUAUUCUUAAAUAAUUUGAUAUGUACAAAGUUCAUUUAAUCUAGCCUUACUAUUAACACCUAAUAAAACUAUGUGGUAUUUAACAAAGUAUUUCUUAUUUCAGAGGACUUAGAAAACUUGCAAUCAAACACCUAGGUUAUGGUAUUAAAGAAAUGUAUAAAGGCAUUUAUAUCAGGGCUCAAGUCAGACAGUUGCAGAAGUUUGUUCCUUCAUUAAGGCCAGAAGAUGUAACAAGGUAAGAAGGUCCAUUUAAAUUAUGACAGCGCAUGUCUUCUUCUACUUAUUCUAUAUUUUGAGGGCCCCACGAUCAAUGCAUUGAUCAUUCUGGCCCCUAUGUUAGUAGAGGGGUUCGUAAUGUACCUGUGCACGGUUUUGAAGAGGAUACUUCACUGGUUGCAAGGGCUACUCAGCUAUGGUAUUAAGAACUGGGGGUUGGAAGACAGGAGGAACUAGACGCAAAUAUGUCAAGUGUAGUCGCCUCAACUGUUGCUUUUGGAAGCUUGUUCCAGUCCCUGAUUGUCUUUGACAGGAAUGAGCAGUUCUUGUACUUAGUUCUUGUUGUUAUUAGCCGGAACUGCUUGUCAUGGCCUCAGAACUGUCUAGGAUGGAGAGGGACAAGUUUCUGUUUAAUGCUUGAGCAGUUGACCAGCCCAUUUUGUUAUCUUGUACAUCAUGGAGAGCCUGGAUGGUCAUUGUUCCUCCAAUGGUGACCAGCCCAGUGUUUCCAGCAGGCUGCCAACACUUGAGAUGUUCCUGUAGCGGUUCAGAACAAAGCGUGCUGUCCGUCGCUGGACCGCCUCCAACCUGUCGAUGCUCUUCUGGGUGAAUGGGUCCCAGGCUGAAGAUGCGUAAUAUGUGUGAAUAUGCUUCAAGUUUAUUUUUUUUUACAUCACUUUGAUGUACGGAAAAAGAUCACACAAAAUUUGCAUCUAUUUUAUGAGGGAUUAUAUGUUUAAUAUAAAUUAAUUUAAAGUGAAUGAAAACUAUACCAGGUAAUGAAAAAAUUAGUUAUCACUUAUUACUCUUUAAUGAACUAUCACUUAUUACUCUUUAAUGAACUAUCACUUAUUACUCUUUAAUGAACUAUCACUUAUUACUCUUUAAUGAACUAUCACUUAUUACUCUCUAAUGAACUAUCACUUAUUACUCUCUAAUGAACUAUCACUUAUUACUCUUUAAUGAACUAUCACUUAUUACUCUUUAAUGAACUAUCACUUAUUACUCUCUAAUGAACUAUCACUUAUUACUCUCUAAUGAACUAUCACUUAUUACUCUUUAAUGAACUAUCACUUAUUACUCUCUAAUGAACUAUCACUUAUUACUCUUUAAUGAACUAUCACUUAUUACUCUCUAAUGAACUAUCACUUAUUACUCUCAUAGAGGUCCUUCAGGGGUUAGAGCUCAGGCCCUGGACCGUGAUGGCAAACUGGUGGAUGAUUUUGUCUUUGACAGUGGUUCUGGUGAUCUUGGCAGCAGGGUUUUGCAUGUGAGAAAUGCCCCAUCGCCUGCUGCUACAUCUUCAUUGGCUAUAGCUGAAAUGGUGGCAGACAGAGUGGAACAACAGUUCAAGCUUUAGGUCAUGCAGUUAAAAUGUUACAAUGGUGAAAUUGUGGGUGAUUUGUUUAUUGUCAUAACUCUGGGGAAUAAAGUGCCUUCUCUGUCAGGGUUUAUUUUGUAUAAAAAGUUAUGAAUUUUUAAAUAAUAAUAAUAAUGCUUGUUUAUUGUUAUGAAUGGGUAGAAGAAUUAAACCUACCACAGCAGUGUUCAAAUAAUCCAUAUUUGGUGAUACAAUUAUUUACUGGUAACAAGUCUACUAUAUGGUAUGCACAAAUAUAAAUACUUGAUAUUUUAAGUCAAUUGCUUAUUAAGUUCUUAUGCAGUGGAUCUUUUGAAAAUUAACUCAUGAUAAAAAAAUUGUUAUUUUAAAAACCCCAUCACCAGUUUUACAAAUGAGCACACUCUGAGAUGAAAUAAAUGCAUUAAGAGGUUAGGCAGUUAUAAAAGAAUUGGUCCACUUGCCUAGAGGGUAUAGAGGUCAAUGUUCAAUCAAAGCACAUUCAUUAAAUCAAGUAAGCAGCGUGCUUGAAUUUUGCCACAUGAAAGAUAUAUGAAAUUGGAGGUGUAAUCAUUACUACUUUAACCAACCCAUAAGCUGCAUCUGAUCAUUGUUUCUACCAUGUAUUUAAAUAAGACCGUCCAGUAAUAAUAUCAAGAGUAGAAACUACUUUUAAUUCAUUCUUUCAUGUCAUGUGAUGAUAAAUAAUACAUAAAUUAUCAUUUGAGCCAUCGCCAUUUAUGAUUAAUUUAAUAUAAUAAUAUAAGUCCUUAGCUUGCCCAGUUUUUGUGAUUAUAAUAUAUAGUUUUUAACUGGGAAACCUAAAGAAUGAGUGAGGGCAAUGGGUAGUAUGCAUGGGCAAUUUUUAAUACAGGGUGCAAAAUUAUAAAUUUUUAAAAAUUAAGGGCAAAAGUUUCAGAAUGAAAUCAGCUAUUCCCUUUAACAUUAGUUCCAAUGUUGAAAAUUACAAUGGUCCAGAUGCUAAAUUUAAAGUUUUUUUCUUUUUUCAUUUCAAUUUCAAUGCGCUGUUAAUUAUUUGUCACUUUACAUUGCCGCAGAAAUCAAUGUGUUAACCAGUUUUUUGUUCCAAUUCAUUGUAAAUGUACUAAUCGAUGUGAUUGACUAUACAGAUAUUGAUGUGAUUAAUUAUAAAGCUAAUGAUGUGGUUUAUUAUACAUAUAUUUAUAUGAUUGAUUAUAAAGAUACUGAUGUGGUUUAUUAUGAAGAUACUGAUGUGAUUAUUUAUACAGAUAGUUUUUCUUCUACAUUUUACUAUCAAUUUUUUAUUCUUGUUGGUGAAUUCUGUAUUUUAAUCGAGUGUAAUAAACAGAUGUUAACUUUAUCUCUUAGUCAUUACACUAUAAGUAAAAUUUACUGUCUUAUUUCAACCAGUAUCACCAUUGCUUUUCACUCAUCAAAACAUCAAUGAGAUCCCAUUUGCACAAGUAGAUAUACAAAACAGUAGAAAAGUUUUACUAGUUCCCAUUAAUUUAUUUUAUCUAUAAAAAAAUUUUUUUUAAUUGUUGUUAAAUUUUAAAUGCUAUAGGAAUGCAUUAUAUGUAUUAUUCAACUGUUACCUACUGCUAAUUGCAUAAGUAGCUCAAUAGCUUCAUUUAGUCUAGAGGUAAUUAAUGACACCAAGAUCAAUAUAAGAAAUGGUUCGUUAUUCAAGGAUAAACUACCAAAACCAUAACAAUGAACAUCUCUCAUAGCCAAAUAAGUCACCAAAACAAACGCCAUGGCAACAGCUACACAAUCUCCACACCAAAUACACUCACAACAAAUCAAUUAUAUAACACAAACCAAAACAUGCACCCAUUGAACAAAUCACUAACAUCAACCAAUGUCCCCCGUUUCAUUUUUUUACACUGCAAUUUAUUCUUUAUAAAUUUAGAUAUAGAAAUAUAUUUUCUUUACCUUGGCUUUGUAAAAUUAUGGUAUCUUUCAGAUAUAUUCCAGGCUUCUCUAAUGUGACUAUUUGAGGGUAAUUUGGUGGUUGAAAAGGUUUUUAGAAACUGACAACUGGGACAAAAACAAGAAAUCAUUAAUAAGACAAAUAGCUCACUCACAGAUUUUUUAAAGUAGCAACAAGAAAAAUAUAAAUUUUCCAUUUCUCACCAUGUUUGCUUAAUAAGGGUAAUAAAUAUGAACAAUGGUGAAUUACUUUGUCAUGUGUACCAAAUUUUGUUGAUCUGAUGUUUUUUCUUUAUUUGUAAAAUAAAUAAUUUUUUGUCCAAAUACAGAGAUAACGGUGGGAAAUAUUACUGUUUAUUCAGAACAAUGAUAGAUGCAUGAGUUUCACCAAGUUUGAUAUAAUUUAUGGAAGCCACGCUAAGAUGAACAGGUGCUUUUACUCUACAAGUUCGUAUCUUAGAAUCAUCAGAUAAGUUUCCAUUGACUAUUGAAAUAACUAAGUCUUUCAGAUCUUGCUUAGUGAGAAGCACACAUCGACCUUGUGGGGCAAGUACUCUGAAAUAUCCAAAUAGGGCAACAGUUUUGUUAAUAAAAUAAACAAG
Messenger RNA from Lymnaea stagnalis (great pond snail), 10632 nucleotides. NCBI's taxonomy places the organism in Eukaryota, Metazoa, Mollusca, Gastropoda, Lymnaeidae. The record is from the annotation of a GenBank genome assembly.